This is a messenger RNA of Mesorhabditis spiculigera, 4071 nucleotides long. NCBI's taxonomy places the organism in Eukaryota, Metazoa, Nematoda, Chromadorea, Rhabditida, Rhabditidae. The record is from the annotation of a GenBank genome assembly.
AUGAGCGAAGACAAGAAGCGAUCCUCAAGGGGUUCGCAAAAAACGCUGAGCUCCAUGGGCGGCUCCUCCGGCUAUGGCAGUCAAUCCGUCCGCUCGAGCACUUCCGGAAACUCCCGGGCUUCCCGGUCGACCUAUGCCCGCCAGACCGAGCUCGACAUUGAGAAGACGUACCAUGCCAUGGGCAUGGGGCACAAGGUAUGCAAGCUAAACCUGCUGAAGCGCUGGGACCCGGCCUACAAAAAGCUGCAGCUGAACCGGGACACCCGGCAGUUGAUACUGAUCAAGCUGGAGAGUAUGGCGCUGCGGAAUAAGCCCUCCGUUUUGGACCUACGAACGGUCAAAGAGUUGAGCAACAUCAAAGUUGGCGACAAGUGGAUUAGGGACAAGGAGAUUCGAAAUUUCGAUGCUUCCAAAAUUCUCGUCAUCCAGCACGGCAACGGCUUCAACUUGAGCUACUGGAUUUUGUUGUUCGAAACCGCCGAAGCAUGCCGUCUCUGGAAUCAGGGUGUCCACACCCUCAUCAUGGACACCCAGCAGGCCAACCACCCUCUUGUCAUCGAGCGCUGGUUGCGGAAACAGUUCAACAACUUGCUGACCGGAGGCCAAGAAAAAGUGGCGCUGAAGCACAUGAAGCCCUUCAUCCAGACCUAUCUACAGUACAAAGUUUCGUCGAGGUCGUUGCAGGACAUUACUGAUGAACAAAUGACGUUCGAGGUCUUCUCGCGUGCCACCCGAAUGCUUGUACAUUGCCCUGCCCUGUUUACUCAAUUCUUUGGAAAGCUCACCGAUGAGGGCGCCAGCGUGUCGUUCGCCAAUUUCUUGACCUUUUUAAGGGAUUAUCAGAAUGACGAGAUGGCGAAUAAUCGGGAGCGUGCCAGCGGCUUCAUCCGCGAAUAUCUGCACGACACGGAUGCGCUGGGGACCAAGUCGAUUUCCAUGGCCCACACCCCCUCCUUGACGGUGAUGGAGUUCUGCGACUUCCUCUUCUCGAAAGAAAACGCCAUCUGGGAUCCGAUGAACGACAAGGUGGUCCACGACAUGAAUCGCCCACUCUCCCACUACUGGAUCGCUUCGUCGCAUAAUACUUACUUGACGGGCGACCAGUUGCGUAGUGAAUCGUCACUGGACUCCUACUCCCGAUCGCUUCUUAUGGGUUGUCGUUGUAUAGAAUUGGAUUGCUGGGACGGGACGAAGAAGCCCGGCUCGACCGAAUUCCUCGACAUUGUCAUUUAUCACGGGUAUACGAUGACGAGUAAAUUGCUGCUAAAAGAUGUGCUCCAGACGAUUCGCCAUUACGCCUUUAUUAACAGCGAAUAUCCAGUAAUCCUCUCGAUUGAAGACAACUGCUCGGUGCCCGCGCAGCGGUUAUUAGCCCAAGAGGUCAAAGAAAUCCUCGGAGAUGUUCUGCUGACGAUGCCCGUCGAUCGUGACGAGACCGAGCUGCCAUCCCCGGCAGCCCUGAAACGAAAAAUCAUCCUCAAGCACAAGAAGCUGGCCGUGGAGAGCGAGGACGUGGCGAAGAGCGAUGAAUUCCAAGACACCGACUUCAUCUCCUCGGAAAACAGCAUCAAGAAGGGAAUCCUGAUGCUGCAGGACAAAACGACACAUCAAUGGUCCUCCCACGUCUUCGUAUUGUUCAGCGACAAACUGUGCUACAAGUUGGAGCAGUGCACUGAGAUCACCGAAGCAAUGCUGAACGGGGAGGAUACGCAGAGUUUGAUGGGUGAUGAUGACAAAGAUCAGGAAGACAACCUCGUGGGUCUUGGGAUGAGGCCUGAGGAGAUGCAUGUGACGGAAGAGUGGUUUCAUGGAAGAGCUGAUCGUCAUGCCGCUGAAAAUCGACUCAAGGAAGCUUCCGAGAAGGGCGAUGGCGUGUUCUUGGUUCGGGAAUCGACAACCUUCCUCGGCGACUACUCGCUCUCAUUUCUAUAUGGCAACAAGGUGCACCACGUGCGGAUAAAGACGCAGAUGCAGCAGGGCGACAAAAAGUACUACUUCCUCGACAACAAGAUGAUGGACACGCUGUACCUGCUGAUCUCCUACUACACCGGGCAACCCCUCGUCACGCCCAACUUCAAGACGUGCCUCACCAUCGCAUGUCCGCAACCUCAACCCCAUCUGGGCAUGCCAUGGUACUCAGACACUGCUGAUAAAGGCAAGGCCGAGGAGCUUCUGAAUACGGUGAAAGAAGAUGGCGCAUAUUUGAUACGACAUAGCUCGUCUGAUCGGAACGUCUUUGUGCUAUCGUUACGGGUUGACGGCGAAUUCUGGCACUAUCGCCUGAAACGCGACGGCCGGAUAUUCAUCGUCAAUCAGAUGGUCUUCGAGAAUUUGUGCCAGAUCGUGGAGUACUACUCGAACAAAGAUUUUGUCAGAGGGAUUUGUCUCAAGUUUCCGGUAAAUGAAAAAGACGUCGGGCAGUACGCUUCGAUGGAGCACGGCGAGGCGGCUCCGGGGUGCUAUAUGGAUUUGAAGGAUUUGGAUAAAGAGAUCCAAGCCCGAGCCCUCCGCCCAUAUAAAGCCGUCCGAGACGACGAGCUCUCAUUUCCGGUAAACGCCGUCAUUACAGUACUCAGGAAAGAAGAAAACUUUUGGAGAGGACGAUACGGCUCGAGCACUGGUUGGUUCCCUCCAGCCUACGUGCAAGAGGUCGUUGCCCAGAAGAACCAGAAGGAGAAUGGUGCAAAUGACUAUCAAUACGGGACGAUCGAAUUGGCGGGGACGAUCAUUAACAAGAUCCCAGAGGGCGAAUGUGAUAAGGAAUACGCCAUCCGGAUACAGCAAGCCGGCGACCAUUGGAGUGGCGUGUCCUGGACUCUCGCAGCUAAUAGUAACCCCGAGGACGCAGCAGAAUGGCAAAACCAACUCUGGGACCUGACCCGAUCCGUUAACGAAAGGGUCUCGAUCCUGCGCACCAAGGAAAAGACGGCCCGGAUAGCGUCUGAACUUUCGAACUUGGUCGUCUACUGUCAGGCGGUCCCCUUUAACCCGGAACGUGUGGGUCACGGCAAAUUCUGGGAGAUGUGCUCGUUCGUCGAGACGAAGCUGGAGAAGCUGUUGGAAAAGGGCCUCGUCACGUUCAACAUUCGCCAAAUCACGCGUGUCUACCCCCUCGGCUCUCGCAUCACAUCCGCCAAUUUCAACCCGAUGCCCAUGUGGAACGCCGGGUGUCAUAUGGUGGCCCUGAACUACCAAACAGGUGAUCGACCAAUGCAGCUAAACCAGGGAAAAUUUCUGGCAAACGGCCAAUGCGGUUAUAUCCUGAAACCCGCUUACAUCAUCGAUCCGAACUAUGAUCCGAUCCAGGCGGAGAAGCUCCAAACGUCGACCCCGAUUUCGCUUACAAUCACCGUUAUCGCUGGACGACAUCUGUCGAGAAAGGACAAAAAUAAGGGUAUCUGCUCGCCGUACGUGGAAGUAGAGGUGAUAGGUGUGGAUUGCGAUAAUAUGGCCUACAAGACGAAAACUAUCGCGUCGAACGGGCUGAACCCGGUGUGGAACAACAGCUUUGAGUAUCAGGUGCAGUGCCCGGAGAUGGCGUUGAUACGGUUUGUGGUGGAAGAUGGUGAUUUUGUGGGCCCGAAAACAGAUCCUUUCAUCGGGCAAGCCGUGUUUCCGCUUGACUGCAUUAGGACAGGCUACCGCUCGGUCCCGCUGAAGAACCAAUUCAGCGAGGAGAUCGAGCUCAGCAGCCUGCUCGUUUACGUCAAAAUCACACCCCAAGGAGACCCGGGCCGUAAUAUCGGGUCGGCGCACGAGCUUUUGCAGGCAAACCGCUCUGUCUUCGCCGGCGCAAAAACGAUACCUCGGGGUAUUUCGGCGAUGAAAUCGUUGUCGAUAACGGAUAGAAACAGCAUCCCUUCAACCGAUGCCCCGCCUACCCCGAGUACGCCUGGAACUCCGGGAACCCCAGUCAGCCCUCCCGCCACCCUGAUGCAGCGGAAGGCCACGUUUAGCGACACCAGGAGCGAGAGUGUCGAUAGUAAUGAAAGCGACGGCCAUCUCCCUGAUCGAAAAACGUCAAACCAGAAAAAACGUCGAGGGCUCUUCAAUCUUUUCUCCAAGUCUAAA